This is a messenger RNA of Dreissena polymorpha, 5425 nucleotides long. RefSeq lists its product as uncharacterized. The coding region runs from base 89 to 2023 and encodes 644 amino acids. NCBI's taxonomy places the organism in Eukaryota, Metazoa, Mollusca, Bivalvia, Myida, Dreissenidae. The record is from RefSeq and is a predicted model, not a curated record. The transcript is spliced from 16 exons.
CUUCUUGAUAUAAUCGGAGAAUACUUAAGCCAUAAACAAGUUGUUUACUUGUUAAUAAAAAACUUAAUUGUAAGCAUUUGUAUAAACAAUGAACAUAUGGAUAAUCUAUAGGGGGAUAUUUUGGGCAUGUCUAUUUGUGGCAGUAAGGGCGAAAACCUUCCAGAACUUCACUGAUGAAUUCUGGGAUUGGCGUCUGGAAGACAACCCCGAGUUUGCUAAUCUGAACUUUGGGGACACUCGCUACACAGAGCUCGUGGAGAACUACAGCUUGGACUCUAUAGACGCUCGAAAAGGUUGGCUAGAUGGGUUCUUGGCUGACCUGCAGAGGUGUGUGAAGCGCUCCAGUCUCUCAACGGAAGACAGAAUCACGUAUGACGUGCUAGUGGACACCGUACAGACAUGGUUGGACGGCUACGAAUGGCGAUUUUAUGGACCAAUGAACCCUGUGUCAUGUUUUGGCAUGAUGGCUCCAACGCUCCCUCAAAGAAAAUUGAAAACUCCAGAAGAGUUCCAGAAGUUGGCCACAUGGAUACGCGCCUACGGUCAACAGAUUGAGCAAAUAAUAACGCGUAUGAAAAGAUCGGUCGCAGAGAAUACGACAAGUCACCGUCUAUCGGUGGACUGUGUCCCGGCUAGAUUGGACAGUCUAAUAGGCGACGCUGACAAUGUGACAGAGUCCAUGUUUUAUAGUCAAUUUGGAGAACCCUUCAACAACGUCACAAACAAUGAAACCAUAAAACAAUCUAUUCGGGAAACUGCCACAGACAAUAUAUAUUUCGUUUUGAAGAACCUUAAAGCUCUGAAAGACUACACGGUGAAGACAUACAUACCUCACACGCGUACAACACUAGGGGUGCAUGGUCUACCCAGAGGUCGGGAGUACUACCAGGCGCUGCUCAGGUGGCACCUGUCCAUGGACGUUCCGGCCGAGCAGUUGCAUCAGACGGGGCUAAGGGAAGUGGAGCGAAUCAGUAGAGAAAUACAUGAGAUAAAAUUAAGCAACGGUUUCCAUGCCAGUAAUCGAGAAUAUUUUGACACACUGAUGGCCGAUGAAGCAAAUGUAGAAAACAACUCAGUAAAUGUGCUAAACAUGUGUAGGGACAUACAUUCACAGAGGAUUGUACCGAAACUGACUGAAGUGUUUGCAGAUAUUCCAGUCCAACAUUUAGAAUUUAAAGGCCUGUACUUCAAAUACUUCAUGGCCGCUUACAAGAAUGCUGCUCUCGACGGGUCCAGAAAAGGGAUAUUUUACAUCAGUGUCCCGGGACCAGUCGGCAAGUUCUUUCUUCCUUCGCUGAUUAUGCAUGAGGCGGACCCCGGACAUCACCUGCAGGACGCCUACGCCCUUACCAAUCCAACCAUCCCUAUGUUCAGGAGAGCCGUCGACUUCUCCAAGUACUUCGCCGCCCCCAUGCACUUCCCGUUCUAUACCGCUUAUUCUGAGGGAUGGGGACUUUAUUCCGAAGACCUCGGAGAAGUUCUUGGGAUCUACGAAACAUACAUAGAAAGAUUGGGAAAACUCGGUAUGGAGCAGCUUCGAGCGGCUCGCCUCGUGGUGGACACUGGUAUUCACGCCAAAGGUUGGACAUUCGACAAGGCCGUUGACUACAUGCUCAACGCGACAGUUAUGCCACGUGACGAUGUGGAGUACGAGGUGGUGCGCUCCGUCACGUGGCCUGGUCACGUGUGCGCAUACACCUUCGGCAAACUGAAGAUCCACGAGCUCAAAGCUAAGGCCAUGCAACUAAUUGGACAACGCUUCAAUAUCAAAGAAUUCCACAGCUUGGUAUUGAAAAAUGGCGCCAUGCCUCUCCGCGUGAUGGAAGACAUUGUGGACGACUGGAUACGUCGCGUGAAAAGUGUUGUGUUGCUAGGCAACCACCCCGAUAGUUCUUUGAACCAUAACAUCACUGCCUCUAGCCAUACUAACAAUGGUUCGCAGAAGAGGAAUAACGCUUCGGUGAAAGUAAUUCUUGUGGCGAUACACGCCAUUUCUACUCUUUUGUUUGCGCCGUUUCCUUAAUGGGACCAUAGCAAAGACAGUAUCUAAGCUUCUCUCUGUUAAAACUGGGCCUAAUGCAUGUGCGUAAAGUGUCGUCCCACAUAAGCAUGUGCAAUCUGCAUAUUGGCUAAUCAGGGACGACACUUUUCAACCGAACUUGAAUUUCGUUAAGAAGAGACGUCAUUACAGCAAAUAAAUGAAAGUAUUGUCCCUGGUUAGCCUGUGACUUCAAAGGCUAACGUGGACGACACCCCACGCGCAUGCCUGAAAGCAAGUUUUUGGCAGAGUAAUUAGAAUGUCACGGCAGUAGUAAGCAAAGAACUGUUUCGCUUCGGUGCAAUAAUAAAGUGCGACAUGAAACGCUGUGUGGACUCUUUUUUUUAGAACUAUUUUCAUUAAAAGGCGCUGAAAGACAGGCUUUUACUGAGAUAUGUGAAGUUGGCUGUUAGAUGUUAGCUGUUCAUCACAUGUUUAAAAUAGAAAUGCACAGCUGUGCAUUGGGUGUUCAUCAGAUGUUUAAAAUAAAAAUGCAUAGCUGUACAUUGGGUGUACGUCAGAUGUUUAAAAUAGAAAUGCACAGCUGUGUGUUGGGUGUUCAUCAGAUGUUUAAAAUAGAAAUGCAUAGCUGCCCAUUAUGUGUUCGUCAGAUGUUUAUAAUAGAAAUGUACAGCUGUGCAUUUGGGUAUUCGUCAGAUGUUUAAAAUAGAAAUGCAUAUAUGUGCAUUCGGUGUUCGUCAGAUGCUUAAAAUAGAAAUGCACAGCUGUGCAUUGGGUGUUUAUCCGAUGUUUAAAAUAGAAAUGCAUAGCUGUGCAUUGGGUGUUCGUCAUAUGUUUAAAAUAGAAAUACACAGCUGUGCAUUGGGUGUUCAUCAGAUGUUUAAAAUAGAAAUGCGUAGCUGUGCAUUUGGUGUUCGUCAGAUGUUCAAAAUAGAAAUGCACAGCUGUGCAUUGGGUGUUCGUCAGAUGUUUAAAAUAGAAAUGCAUAGCUGUGCAUUGGGUGUUCGUCAGAUGUUUAAAAUAGAAAUGCAUAGCUAUGGAUUGGGUGUUCGUCAGAUGUUUUAAAUAGAAAUGCAUAGCUAUGCAUUGGGUGUUCUUUUGAUGUUUUAAAUAGAAAUGCGUAGCUAGAUCGCGCUUGGUAAAAUACUUUUUGUUGAAAACCAAAACAACACAUUCGUGAUCUAAUUUCUGUUUUUCAGAUUGUAAUUUUAAGUAUGUAAGAGGUUUUACAUAUUGUUUCCCUUAAUGCUCUAUGUUGAAGGGACCCGUUAAAGCGAGCCAGGGUAAAUCAGUAUUUAUUAAAUAAAAAACACAUAUCAUUUUAUUGCCAGAGACCAAUUUUUCUGAUUAUAUAAAUGCUUUACUCAAUGAAGAUUUUUUCAAAUUGGCUUAUAUAUUUUAACUCCUUUGGGAACAGUAACAGAAAAGGAGUGUCUAUUUUGAAUAAAAAGCCAUUGAAUUUCGAUGUCAUUAACUAUUCACACACUAAUAAUGGCAGAUACAACUGUAUGAAUAUUGAAAUAAAAAACAAUGCAUAUUCAUUGCUGAAUGUAUUUGCGCCAAAUAAUAAUAAAACACUACGAAAUACAUUUCUAAAAAAUAUUUCAGAAAUACUUGAACAAAACUCUCAGGGCAUCAAAGUAAUAGGUGGUGAUUUAAAUGAAAUAAACACAGCCAUUGAUAGAAAAUCCACAUCUAAAGCUAAAAUAAAUAUUAAUCUCAACCUUCAUAAUUGAAUUAAAAAUAAUUACUUAACACAUACAACAGCAAAACUAAACAUUUGGUUUUUAAAUAACUUUGUACAGAUGUGCGUCAGGUUUAAAGUACAUGUUCUGACACAAACAUGUUUCUUGACAAACGAUUAUCAUAAUAUUUUUAAGAAAUCAGAAGUAUAUAUAUAUACCUACAUUGUAUUCAUUGCAGCAUCGAUUGGUUGCUUCAACAUACAGAAGCAGUUGUACCUUACUAUAAGGUGAGUUUUUGAAGUACAAAACCAAAUGUUUUUAGGUGUUGUUGCCGAAAUUGCAACCAAAGUACAAACAUUAGUAUAACGUUUUGGACAUGUUUACAAUUUACACUGAACAGAUGUCCACGCUUCCGCGUGAUGUUAAAAUACAAACGCUUUUGCCACUUGGUUAUAACCAUGACUUAGUUCACUAACUAUAUAUAACAUAAUAGGAAUAUGCAUUUAGUAUUGACUAGGUUUUCCCAUUACAAUGAACAACUAUUGAUCAGCUUUCCGCAUGUUCAAAGACUAUAAUUAAGUCUUCAAAGCUAAAAAAAUACAACAAAAAACACUCAUUAAAUGCUAGAAGGUGAGACAAUAUUAACGAUAAAUGACGCACAAAAUUGCACAGCAGCUCCAAAUGUGCACAACACACUGUGUUCAGGUGAGCUAAAAUUGCAAAGUCUGUCAACUAACAUAUGAUUGGCAUAUUUCAGACAAAAUGCAGUGUGAUAUUUUCCUCCUCAAACAUCGAUUGUUCCUUCCAAAUACCUGUUAUAAUCACACAAAUAUUCAACUCACUCUCUAUAAUAUAAAGCAUGUGUCGGGAAGUAAUUCAUUGCAUAAUCAGGAGGUGGUAAUUUCAAGUGCCCCACCAAACCGUCAUACCAAAUACAUUGUCCAUCGAGAAAAACCAGAGCACACAAAUGUCUUUCGGUGAACAUUGUAACACCUGCCAGAACAUUUCUAUUUUUAAAACAUCUGACGAACACCAAAUGCACAGCUAUGCAUUUCCAUUUAAAACAUCUGAUGAACUCCCAGUGCUAUGGAUUUCUAUUUUAAGAAUCAGACGAGCACCCAAUGCACAGCUAUGCAUUUCUACUUUAAACAUAUGACGAACACCGAAUUCACAGUUAUGCAUUUCUAUUUUUAACAUCUGAUGAACACCCAGAGCACAGCUGUGCAUUUCUAUUUUAAGCAUCUGACGAACACCCAAUGCACAGCUAUGCAUUUUUAUUUUAAACAUCUGAUGAACACCCAAUGCACAGCUGUGCAUUUCUAUUUUAAACAUCUGAUGAACAGCUUACAUCUAACAGCCAACUUCACAUACCUAUUUUUACUGCGUAAUUAUACCUUACAUUAUCUUAGACUAUUGUAUUAAUACAUUUUCUUGUAAAUAUUAAUGUUAAAAAAAUCGUAAAGCAACUUUUCGCUUAUCUUUAUUAUUUAAAUACUAAACAAGUUUCGGUCAGUGCCUUGUUAUCACUAUUCAUUAUUAACGAAAACUCCGUAAGUAUUUAUGUUUGUUUAUUUGAUAUUUUUAUGUUUUAAGUAUUACUCUAUAUAUCAGUUUUUGACAACACAAUACAUUAUUGCGAAUAUUCUAUAGAUGAUUCGGUUUUAUGCAUGAUAAAAUUGUUAUGUUUAUAGCAUGAACAUGAAACAAGACAUACAAAUCAAAUAAACAUACCAGCCUCUUA